UUUUUGAGGAGCCAUUUGGUGAGCAUCCCCUUUUGACUAGCAAACUUGGAAUUCAAGCACCACUAAUUUAUAUUGCCAGCUUCAUUUUUAGACGCACUCACCUUCACAACCGUUCCCAAAACCUAUAUAUUGUGCCGUCUGUAUACAAAUUUUUAGAUAUCCAAUGGCGAUGGCGCGAAUCCUCUCCCAAGCCCUCAGACGCGCCAACCUUAACCCCGUCGCUGCCCCUCGGGCCUUAAUCACCCACCGCCAUUGCUCCGACCAAUCCGGUAAAACCGAGGUAGAAUUUAUUGAGGUGGAGGUGGACCAAUCUUCUUCUCAAGAGGCCGCCUCCGAGGUCAUAAGCUCCGGAAUUAAGAGACUCGAGGAGGCCAUUCACAGAAUCGUCGUACGCCGUUCUGCGCCCGAUUGGCUUCCGUUUUUACCCGGUUAUUCUUAUUGGGUUCCUCCGCCCAACAGCAAUGGAAUCAUUCGCCACCCGCAAGGUUUAAUUGAGGUGGUUGAGAAUUUGGCCACGGUGGGCAUACUGAAUAGGGGAAAGCCGUCAGAUUUCUUGACGGAGGAUGAAACGAUGUCGUUUAGUUCUGCGCGUGGGUGGCCUUCUUCGACUUAUUUUAUUGAAGGCGCUUCACCCAUUCAUCCAAUUCCAGUGAUGGAAGUGGAGGUAAAAAAUCAUGGGAAUGUGAACAAUGUGCGAAGCACACCUACCCCUGAGGAGGAGGAAGGAUGAAGGACAUCUAUUUAUAAACAUUG
Olea europaea var. sylvestris is the source of this 753-nucleotide messenger RNA. RefSeq lists its product as uncharacterized. Bases 164 to 730 code for a protein of 188 amino acids. The transcript has 2 exons. The record is from RefSeq and is a predicted model, not a curated record. Lineage: Eukaryota; Viridiplantae; Streptophyta; Magnoliopsida; Lamiales; Oleaceae.